Molecule: messenger RNA, 1184 nt
Organism: Pipistrellus kuhlii (Kuhl's pipistrelle)
Lineage: Eukaryota; Metazoa; Chordata; Mammalia; Chiroptera; Vespertilionidae
Product: solute carrier family 35 member E1-like
Exons: 6
Coding region: 30-1184 (384 amino acids)
Cellular component (GO): Golgi apparatus
Molecular function (GO): antiporter activity
Source: RefSeq, a predicted model, not a curated record
GGGCGGGAAGGGGUGGCCGCUGGGGUAGGAUGGCGGCGGUCCCGGGCACGGGGGGCCCGGGCGCGGCGGGCGGCGGCGGCGGCGGCGGGGCGCGUGAGGGGGCGCGGGUGGCGGCGCUGUGCCUGCUGUGGUAUGCGCUGAGCGCGGGCGGCAACGUAGUCAACAAGGUGAUCCUGAGCGCCUUCCCGUUUCCCGUGACCGUGUCGCUGUGCCACAUCCUGGCGCUGUGCGCCGGGCUCCCACCGCUGCUGCGCGCCUGGCGCGUGCCCCCCGCGCCGCCCGUCUCGGGCUCUGGGUCCGAUCCGCACCCGUCGCCCGGCCCGCUGCUGCCGCCGCGCUUCUACCCGCGCUACGUGCUGCCCCUCGCCUUCGGCAAAUACUUCGCGUCCGUGUCGGCGCACGUCAGCAUCUGGAAGGUGCCCGUGUCCUACGCGCACACCGUCAAGGCCACCAUGCCCAUCUGGGUGGUCCUCCUGUCCCGGAUCAUCAUGAAAGAGAAGCAGAGCACAAAGGUGUACCUGUCCCUCAUCCCCAUCAUCAGCGGCGUCCUGCUGGCCACUGUCACCGAGUUGUCGUUCGAUAUGUGGGGACUCAUCAGUGCUCUUGCUGCCACACUGUGCUUCUCGCUUCAGAAUAUUUUCUCCAAAAAGGUAUUGAGAGACUCACGGAUCCACCAUCUGAGGCUGCUGAACAUCUUGGGCUGCCACGCCGUCUUCUUUAUGAUCCCCACGUGGGUCCUGGUGGACCUCUCCACUUUCCUGGUCAGCAGUGACCUGACCUAUGUGUCCCAGUGGCCCUGGACGCUCCUGCUUCUGGCUGUCAGUGGCUUCUGUAACUUUGCCCAGAACGUCAUUGCCUUCAGCAUCCUCAACCUCAUCAGCCCUCUGAGCUACUCAGUUGCCAACGCCACCAAGAGAAUCAUGGUCAUCACCGUGUCCCUGAUCAUGCUGCGGAACCCCGUCACCAGCACCAACGUCCUGGGCAUGAUGACAGCCAUCCUGGGCGUUUUCCUGUACAACAAGACCAAGUACGACGCGCAUCGGCAAGCACAGAGCAACCUUCUCCCUGUCACGGCGGGGGACCUGAGCGGUAAGGAGCACCACCGGAGCCCCCUGAAGAAGCCCCACAACGGCGUCCUCUUCCCCAGCACAAGGGACUAUCAGUAUGGCCGCAACAACACCUAA